UUUCUUCUAAUACUAAAAUUAUUAAUUAACAUUCCUAUUGUGUUAUUCAAUUUAAUUUUACAAUAAUAAAUAAAUAGAUAGUUUCCAGUUAUAAUGUUUGUAAUAGUUAUAGUUUUUAUAUUUGUAAAAUAAAAAGUUUGAAUAAUUUUCAAUUGAAUUUGAUAGUUUAACGUUCUGAGCUAUAAAUGAUAUCUAAAGAUAUUGAUACUUGUGUGUGUAUGUGUGAUCAUUUACUUGGAAGUGUUAUCAGAUAUGUUAUCGUGGAUAGAAUGGUGAAUGUGUCAAAGUUACUAUUACUUGAGUAAUAUUAAAGAAGGUAACUGUGAACCAAUACACGAUGAAAUGUCUUCCAUUAUGAAUCAUAUUCUACGCAAUAGUUGGAUUAUUACUUUCUUUUUUUUAAAUAUUAUAUUUAAAUGUAAAAGUGAUAUAUGUACAACAUGUUUAUGUUCUAUCAAGGGUAUGUAAAAAUUCUUAUGCAUUUGGUAUAAUUUUAAUUUAAUCCAUAUAUUGCAGGUACAGAAGCUAUUAUUAAUUGCCAUGAAAAAUUACUUACUAGUAAUAACAUAAUUCAGAUGAAUUCAUUAAUGUUAGAUCAGUAUCAAAAUGUACAAGAAUUAAUUUUAUCGAAGAACAAUUUGACGCUUAUUUCAUCAGCUAUAUUUAUAAAACUGAAGCAUAUGAAGAAGUUAGAUUUGUCUGAUAAUUUUUUGUCCGAAAUGUAUAUUGAUGCAUUAGUAGAAUCUAAUAAUUUAGAUGAAUUAAAUUAUUCAAAUAAUAAAUUGAAAUUUUUUGAUAAUAUAAUAUUUGAUAAAAUAUCAACUAUUACGAAAUUGAAUUUGAGUCAUAAUUAUAUUGAAAUACUUAAAUCGACAAUUAUGUCCACGCCUAUUACUAAUUUAAUUGUUCUUGAUCUUUCUCACAACAAUAUAACUUUUAUUGACGAUGCAUUUUUAAAAGCAUUUGUGCACUUACAAUACUUAAAUUUAUCAUUUAAUAAAAUCACUUCAAUUUCUGAAAAUACUUUUUUGCAACUUCCUGAUUUAAGAAUACUUAUGAUAAGUAACAAUUUCCUCUCGUUAAUAAAUUUUAAUGAAUUGCCAACAAAUUUAACUGAAUUAAACAUAGGAUACAAUAAGAUCAUAAGAUUACUUUCUGAACCGUCUCAAAUUCACGUAGCAAAUAUUAACUUUACUAAUAUUUCUCAGUUAAAACAUUUACAUUUAAGUGGAAAUAAUUUAUCAAAUUUUCCAAAUAUGACACUUCGAAGACUAAAAGUAUUAGAUAUUUCUAAUAAUAAUUUUUCUCAUAUUCCGAUACAUUUAUCAUCAGAAAAUUAUCCAUCACUUAACACAGUUAUUGUCAGUGGCAAUCCAAUUAAAAAUUUAACAUUGUACUCUAAAUUAAAAUUACAAUCAUUCGUCGCAAAUAAUAUUACAUUUGUUGAAAAAAUAAAUUAUGAUACGUUCUUAAAAUUGGAAGCACCUACAAAUGAUUGCAUUAAUCUUACAAUAUCUAAUAAUGAGAAGCUAAUCUUCAUCGAUGAGAGAGCUUUGGAUCAUAUGAAUGCAUGUUUCGUAGAUUUAAGUAACAAUAAAAUUAACUACAUAUCUCCAAAAUUGUUAUUAUCAUCUAACGGUACUCUUAAAAUAAAUAAUGGCAUUAAUUUGCAAGGAAACCCAUUUGCAUGCGACUGUUCCUUACAAUGGAUGUUAAGUGAUCUAAUACCACAACUUUAUGUUAUAAAUCCAAGCAUUUUGAAUAAUUUAAGAUGCGCAACUCCUCUGAGUCUAUCGAAUAAAAGAAUGGUACAUUGGUACAAGUGGAAGAAAAAAAUAUUUUGUGACGACAUAUCUGAAUUAUCCAAUCUUUCAGAAAAAUAUAUGGUACACAUCGAAGGAGUGUCAGAAAAGAAAGUAAUAACAAUUGAAUCUAGUCCUGGAUUAUUAGCGAUCUUAGGCAGUGCUAUCUUAGUAUUAAUCGUUCUUUUUGUAAUCGGAAUUUUAUUGACUCAAAAGUUAGAAAAAAAAAGAUCUCGUAAGAAUAGAAGAUUUUAAAUAAGCAUCAGAUCAAAAAUAUUCAUUUAUAAGAAAAAUAUUUGUAUAAUUUAUAUUUAAUAAAUCUCAGCUUUUUUUUUU
Polistes canadensis is the source of this 2138-nucleotide messenger RNA. Its product is annotated as slit homolog 3 protein-like. Gene Ontology annotation, cellular component: extracellular matrix. The coding region runs from base 576 to 2057 and encodes 493 amino acids. Gene Ontology annotation, molecular function: protein binding. The record is from RefSeq and is a predicted model, not a curated record. The transcript is spliced from 3 exons. Lineage: Eukaryota; Metazoa; Arthropoda; Insecta; Hymenoptera; Vespidae.